This is a messenger RNA of Dermacentor andersoni, 2372 nucleotides long. RefSeq lists its product as uncharacterized. The record is from RefSeq and is a predicted model, not a curated record. NCBI's taxonomy places the organism in Eukaryota, Metazoa, Arthropoda, Arachnida, Ixodida, Ixodidae.
UCACGUCUACUGUUGAGCACUCAAUGCGCAUUCUUUUCGCCGUUGCUCUACCGUUAUCCUCCAGCACGAUGACCGUGUUCGGUGACACGCUGGCCAUGGUCCUGGUCGUCGUCGGAGCACUGCUGACGGGCCUGCUCAUCUGGCUGCUGAUGCGCAAGUACGACCGCGACCACGGUAUCGGCGGGGCGUCGUGUCGCAAGGCCGACACGGGCCGGUCGCCGCCUUCGCGUGAGAACGCGACGCCCGUGAGCCCGGUGCAAGGUCGCGAGGCUGCCGCCAAGGUAGGACCCCUCGAAGCGGCGCAACCCGCGGACGAACUCCGGAUGUGUCCCGUCACCCCGCUCUCGGACGAAGAACCAACGCAGGGCGACGCUACUGCCCAUGGCGCAGAACCCGUGCCCACGUCGCCCAAGGAGCCCCCGGUGACGUCUCCCGUCACCGUGUCGACUGGCGAAGAAGUACUAUCGCCUUCGUUACCAGAGGACGCCUUCAAGGUCUCUCCUAGCGAGGCAGCCCAACAGUCCGAGAAGCCUCAAGCGGAGGGCAAGCAAGUGCAGGGAAGCACCAAGCGCGGUGGCACCGCUGGAAGGAACCAGAUGCGUGAAACCCGCGAGUCGCCGCAGCUGACAAGGCAAAGCAAGCGCAAGACAAAGAAGUCUGCCGCGGCCCAGCUCAACACCACCGACAGCAGCGCCGUGAAGCGGAAGUCAAAGCGUAAGCCUACCGGCAUGGUCCCAACGGCGACGUUGCCAGCGACACGCGCAACGAGUGCGGCAAUCACGGGACCACCAGCACAAACAGCGCUGGCCGAAAGUGACCGCACUUCGCGCUCAGGUGCGAAUCCAUCGCAAGGCGCCGGGCCUCACGACGACGCGAAUGACCCGGCCUUCCGGGAGCUCCGCGAGGCCUCCGCCCCACGAGCGCCUGACAACACUCAGUGCGCCUUGCCACUACCGCGUCACCAGGGCGACACGAACCCGGUACCAACAGAGCUCGACAUCAUCUCGGUCGCGGCUGACAGCGGAGUGCCCAUGGGCAGGCAACAGAGCGCCCAACACGAAGGCAGCGAAUCCGCUGAAGUGUCGUCGUUGCCGUCAGAUGGCGCAGCCGCAGAAACCGCAGCGACGACCCGCGGCGGUAAUGUUGCGCCGCCGGCAGCUGCUGCAACGUCCGAAGCAGCCAUCAGCCGAGGGUCUUCGGCUGAGGUUCUUCUGCCACAAGGCGAGUCCGACGACGCCCACGAGCCGGACGCGCGCCGGACGUCCGACCGCACUUCUCUGCCGAAGCACGACAGCCCCGACAGAGCCCAGGUCCCAGCCAAGUUAGACACCUUUUCAGUGGAACCCUCAGCACUGGACAAGUCUGAGGCAACAGCACCUGGGACGAAUUCCAAGGUCAAGCCAAAGCAAGACCUCUGAAGGUCCGCUUGCCGGCGUGAUCGCCGUGACAUCGUCCGAAUUAUGCGCGUCACCAGCGAGUGGCUUUCAACAAAGCAUUUCCGCAUGAACGUUAUAGAUUUGAGACUUUUCAAAUACAGCCGUCUGCUCGCGAAUUUCGCUUUUCUAUGUGAUUUGUUCACGCUUGAUUUCCCCGUCUGAUCUCCAGCAAACGUUCGGGAGUAGUGCUUGUUUUAAUUUUUUAACUGCCUGUAUGUGCAAGUGCUGCCGUCCGCUACAUGAACCGUCGGUGCUCUGGCAGAAGACACACCGGCGACGACCACAGAACCUGCCUUGUGGUAGCAUCCAGCGCUGGCAAUAGUUCCAUUGGACGAACGCCUUGACUGCAUAAAGAUUCGUAACACGCGGGACACACUUGUCAACGUACUUAUGGCACUUCGAAAGCUUCUUGAACAACAUGCUUCCCUUCCUUUGACGACGUCUUAGUGACGCCUGCUGCAAUUCGUCUUGUGCGUCAGACUGUCACAGAGAUACGAAAUAACUAAGACAAACUCCCACUAGUUUAGCACACAGUUGAAAUUUGGUGCAUUAGCAUGUUUGAAGGUUCACAAUUCAAUUAAAUUCACGGUUGUUCUUCUAGAACACAUAGGAAUAUGGGCUAAUGGCUGAAUCAACACCCUUCACUGGGUAUUUGCUUGCAAUCAGACAUGAGCGUACGCAUUGCAAAGACAUUGGACUUUUUCAGUGAGAAGGUUGACUGGUAGUAAGGAAUUAUAAUAUUAUACAAGGUAAUGCUUGACGCUCACACAGAAUAUCGAGCAGAAAUAAUCAGUAUUAGUAAAAUUAUAAACUGAAGAGCAAACUGCUCCAACGUUGACUUUACCAUAAGCACUGAGUAAUAAUUUGCGACUGAUGACAGCUUUCUUUUUCUGUUUGCGGCCCUAUUAUUGCGCUCAUUUGUCUCCUUUUCUUUUU